Dermochelys coriacea (leatherback sea turtle) is the source of this 1350-nucleotide messenger RNA. It is a transcript of the gene PRDM12, whose product is annotated as PR/SET domain 12. The coding region runs from base 125 to 1189 and encodes 354 amino acids. Gene Ontology annotation, cellular component: nucleus. Gene Ontology annotation, biological process: neurogenesis. Lineage: Eukaryota; Metazoa; Chordata; Testudines; Dermochelyidae. Gene Ontology annotation, molecular function: histone methyltransferase binding. The record is from RefSeq and is a predicted model, not a curated record. The transcript has 5 exons.
AAUCUGUCAAGAGCAAGGAGCCCAUCGCCCCGGGCUGAGCAGCGCUCUGCGCCCGACUUCCCCGCCUGCCCUCUGCGCCCAGCUGCCCAGCGAUCCCGCCCUGUCUCCCCGCCGCUGGGUUUCUAUGAUGGGCUCCGUGCUCCCCGCGGAGGCGCUGGUUCUCAAGACGGGGCUGAAGCAGCAGGGGCUGUCCUUGGCGGAGGUGAUCACGUCGGACAUCCUCCACAGCUUUCUCUACGGCCGGUGGAGGAACGUGCUGGGGGAGCAGCUCUUGGAGGAGAAGAACAGCCACAGUAACCCCAAAACGGCCUUCACGGCGGAGGUGCUGGCUCAGUCCUUCUCGGGGGAGGUGCAAAAGUUAUCCAGCCUGGUGCUGCCCUCAGAAGUGAUCAUCGCCCAGAGCUCCAUCCCCGGGGAAGGGCUGGGCAUCUUCUCCAAGACCUGGAUCAAAGCUGGCACCGAGAUGGGGCCUUUCACCGGCAGAGUCAUCUCGCCGGAGCACGUGGAUCUGUGCAAGAACAACAAUCUCAUGUGGGAGGUCUUCAAUGAAGAUGGCACUGUCCGCUACUUCAUCGAUGCCAGCCAAGAGGACCACCGUAGCUGGAUGACAUACAUCAAGUGUGCCAGGAAUGAGCAGGAGCAGAAUUUGGAAGUGAUCCAGAUAGGAAACAGCAUAUUCUACAAGGCCAUUGAGAUGAUUCCACCAGACCAAGAGCUGCUGGUCUGGUACGGGAACUCCCACAACACCUUCCUGGGGAUCCCGGGUGUGCCAGGCUUGGAGGAGGAGCAGAAGAAAAACAAGCACGAGGACUUCCACACAGUGGAGACCGGCGCUAGCACGGCCGGCCGCAUGCGCUGCGUGAUCUGCCACCGCGGCUUCAACUCCCGCAGCAACCUGCGCUCCCACAUGCGCAUCCACACCCUGGACAAGCCCUUCGUCUGCCGCUUCUGCAACCGCCGCUUCAGCCAGUCCUCCACGCUCCGCAACCACGUGCGCCUGCACACCGGGGAGCGCCCCUACAAGUGCCAGGUCUGCCAAAGUGCCUACUCCCAGCUCGCUGGACUCCGGGCCCACCAGAAGAGCGCAAGGCACCGACCUCCCAACGCCUCCCUGCAGUCUCACUCCCCAGCCUUGCCCGGGCCCCACCCUGCCUCCCUGGCGCAUCACAUACCUACAAUGGUGCUGUGAGCCACUGUCGAAAUGCCGGGUUCUGGGGAGCCAUUUCCAGCUGUCGGAGACUGGCAUUGAUAAUGCUGGUGAAUUUGUUGGCAUCAACCCUUCAGGGAGGGGUAGGGGGGAGAGAGGAUGGGGGAGGGCCGAUUUCUUAAUUAAACAGUUUGCUGACCAAG